UAAAACGAGUAAACUCGACUAGGAGUAGUUAGUUUCUUCCGCAGUCCGCACCCACCACACCACCCACAGUCCCCACUCCACUCGCAAAUCACAGCCGGCCUCCGGAGACGGAGAGAGGGAGAAGCACUAGACUAGAGUCUUCCUCUUCCGCUCUCGCGCCGGCCGACGUCCGCAUGGCCGCCACCGCCACCGACGAUUUCGAAAGGUGGUGGGAGACAUUCAACAAUGGCCGCACCGUCGACCAAGGGCAACACGAGGACGAGGACGGGACGGACUCCUCCGAUUCCGGUUUCGAGCUAGUGCAGCAGCAGCAGGAGAAUGCGUGCGUGCUGGCGGGCGAGGAGCUGGCGCCGGACGCCCACGCGCCCGCCGGGAGGGAGGGCGCCGCCCGCGAUUGCGACGUUGCAGAGGAGGGGGUUUCUGAGGAUGGCCAUUUUCCGCGUCAAGGUGAGCUGCAGGGAAGGAACAGAGAAGCAGCCGCCAAACUAAGUACGCCACGGGCUUCUGAAGGUGAAGAGGAAGGUGAAGCCGAGCAUGUUUCUGGGGACAACCACAUACAGAUUGGAAGCGGGCUGCUUGAGAUCCAGAACAAAGAAGGUCAAGACAAGUAUGUUUCUGCGGACAAGUAUGUUCAGAUUGGAGGCUGGGAGCAAGGAAGGAAGAGGAAAGCAACUGUGAGUGUGACACCGAACGGAGUGCAACCAAUUGGAAUUGAAAUCCAGAACAAAACAAGUCACGGUGAGUGUCUGAGAGCUGAGAAUCAGAUGGUGAGGCUGCAGAUCGUUAGCAAGACCGAAGAGCUCGAUGCCGAACAGGUUCGGAGACUCAAACUGGAGUUGCAUCUCAAGACAGAGGAGAACAAGUCUUUGAAGAAGCAGAAUGAAGAGUUGAGAGCUGAGAAUGAGUACUACAGAAAGACCGCAAAUCCACAGAAAAAAAGGAAGGCUGUGCGGGUUCUGUAAGGAAUAUGUACUUGACCAUGACUACCGCAACUGCCCCGAGAGGCGAACUUCCACUUUCUGAUGAAGAUGAAUGAGAUGGCUCCAACUAACACCCAGUGAAGUUAUAUUGUGUUAAUUGUUAGAUAAUCUUAUUUACGUUGCUAUGUUUAGUUGUGUGUGAUCAGCGCUGCCGUGGAAAGUUAGCAGUGUUCUAGUGGUAGGCUGUAUCCGGUACGUGUAGUUUGAGUCCAAGUCGGUUCAGACUUUGUAGUGGGCAGGUUUUGGCUUAGAGGUACAGAACCAAGAGUACUAGUCGUUGUACGUAUUAGGUUAGGUUAAUUGAUGACGUUUUUGGUAGACGAAAUAUUAGACGUCCGACUAGGUUUGGUACCAGUCUCAUACGUGUUCUAGUAGUGCUUGUAAUCAGAUGUAGAAGUACUAGUAGGAUACGUGUGUGGCUAUUGCCUUGCAUUGGCUGAGUUGGUGUCCGUGUAAGACUUGGUCUGAUGCGUUGGUUGGUUUGGCUGUGUAUAUAUAUACACACGACCAUGACCUUGAGUUGAGACAGAAGGAAGCAAUAAAAGGGAAAAUUAGGACACGACAAGGGCCCUUGGCUACAAGAUUUUGUGUGCGUGUGUUUAUCGUGAUUUAAUGUAAUCGAUCUUGAGGGUUGAGUUCCAACAUUAAUACCUACAUAGUAGGAUUUAGUUA
Molecule: messenger RNA, 1652 nt
Organism: Hordeum vulgare subsp. vulgare (domesticated barley)
Lineage: Eukaryota; Viridiplantae; Streptophyta; Magnoliopsida; Poales; Poaceae
Exons: 6
Coding region: 174-962 (262 amino acids)
Source: RefSeq, a predicted model, not a curated record